AUGGACCCCCUUCGUAACUCGUCGAAUGCUUCCAUCUCCUUGUUGAUGCGGCGAAAUGCAAAUUCCAGCAUGACCGAGGCAAACAAUCUCAUGAAAAAUACUUAUUCACCUGCUGAUAUGACCUAUGUUUUGCUUAGCUGUGUGGUUGUCUUUCUUGUCACCCCCGGCAUUGCUCUCUAUUACGCCGGCAUGAUCCGGAAACGCUCUGCACUUUCCAUUCUCACCCAAUCCUUCCUCGUCACCGCGGUCAUCAUGGUUCAGUGGUAUCUCAUCGGCUACUCGCUGGCCGUCGCUCCUGGCUCUUCCUUUUAUGGAUCCCUUUCUCUUGGCGGUUUACAUAAUGUUUGGUUCGACCCAUACGUCCCCGGCUCCACCAUUCCUGCAAUCGUCUACUUUCCUUUCGGCGGCCUUUUCGCCGUCACCACCGCCCAACUCUUGAUCGGCGCCAUGGCCGAGCGAGGUCGUCUUGUUCCCUCGCUUGUCAUCGCUUUCUUGUACAUCACCUUUGUUUACUGUCCCCAAGCAUACUGGACUUGGUCCUCCAAAGGCUGGCUCUUCACCAUGGGUGCCUUGGACUUUGCCGGGGGUGGUCCCGUCCAUAUCUCUUCUGGGUUCGCUGCUCUCGCCUAUUCAUUUGUUUUGGGUCGCCGUCGUGAACCUUCUUUCUCAGAUGAUUCCACCAAUUCCGCCGAUGACUAUUCUUCUUCCAACACUUGCAAUUCCUCCGCCCUCCUCCCUUGGGGCUCUGUCCGAUGGAAGAACUCUCUUGGUCGUGGCCAUAUCCCCAAAUACCCUCCCCAUAAUCCAGCCAUGGCUUACCUCGGUGCCGUCCUGAUUUGGUGUUCUUGGCUCACCUUCAAUUCCGGAACCCUUCUCGCCAUCAAUCUUCGCACAGCUUACAUUUUUGCAAACACCCUCAUCUCUUCCAGCUUUGCCUGCGUCACUUGGGUCGCUAUGGACUAUGUCCGCUAUCGUAAAAUUUCUAUUCUUGGAGUUUCCGAAGGUGCCAUAGCAGGGUUGGUUGGCAUCACGCCCGGCUGCGGCCACGUCUAUCCUUGGGGUGCUGCUGUGGCCGGUAUGUUCACCGCCGUCGUCUGUAACCUCCUCCAUGAUAUCGGCAAUUGGCUGAGUAUCGAUGAGCCUCUUCGUGUCUUUAAUUUACAUGGAAUUGGAGGUGUCAUGGGUUCUAUUGUUUUGGGUGUUGUUGCUCAUCCAAACGUCGCCGCUUCCGAUGGUGCCACUGUCAUUCAAGGUGGUUGGAUCGUCCGCCAUUGGGUACAAAUGGGCUACCAAUUUGCCUCGUUCACCUCCGUUGCUGCUUGGUCCUUUGUUGUCACCGCAAUCAUUUGUCUGCUUGUCGACAUGGUUCCUGGAUUACAGAUCCGUUGUACCCCCGGAGAAGAAGAACAGGGCAUGGAUUAUAUAGACUUGGUCGAACAAAUUGAUGAAAAAGCAAGUCCAGCAAACAUUCGAGUAAUUCAAGCGCAAGAGGUGGAGGAGCCCAUAGGUACAUCUAUUACUACCAAGAAACAAUAA
Schizosaccharomyces octosporus yFS286 is the source of this 1536-nucleotide messenger RNA. RefSeq names its product ammonium transporter Amt3. Gene Ontology annotation, cellular component: plasma membrane. Bases 1 to 1536 code for a protein of 511 amino acids. Lineage: Eukaryota; Fungi; Ascomycota; Schizosaccharomycetes; Schizosaccharomycetales; Schizosaccharomycetaceae. Gene Ontology annotation, biological process: ammonium transmembrane transport. The transcript has a single exon. The record is from RefSeq and is a predicted model, not a curated record. Gene Ontology annotation, molecular function: ammonium channel activity.